Molecule: messenger RNA, 849 nt
Organism: Protopolystoma xenopodis
Lineage: Eukaryota; Metazoa; Platyhelminthes; Monogenea; Polystomatidea; Polystomatidae
Source: the annotation of a GenBank genome assembly
AUGUGUGUUCUUUCUGAAAAGUAUGCCAGCAUUGCUGGGCCUUGGGUGAUACGGGGCCAAUCGGAACUGUACGAUGUCACAGCCGGCAGAGAUCACGUGAUCGCCAUUCGUACAUUUUGUUGGAUCCAUCAGGGCUGUUUUCCUUCGACAAUGCGAUACAAAACGACGGUGCCACCCGUUGGUUGUGGACGGCUCGCCGAAUCGACCCGCCUGUAUUGCCAAGCCCUAGGCAGCCGCAUGGGGAGGGUAGUCGAGACGACUGGACUAGGGUCACAAGUGGCCUGGUCGGCCAGCUCGGCCUUGGGCAAAUUGAGGGGGAGGAUGGGAGAAAAUUUUUUACGAUUGUUGUUGCCUCGAUCUCAUAAAAGGGGGCAUCACGACGGCUCACAAUUCGUCUGGCCAGCUCCCAAAGUGGACGCGACCGGACUACUCACUCGCGACUACCCACACGACGCGACCUCACGCUGUUCAUAUCUCCUACACUUCAUCGGCUGGUUGGGUGAAGAAGUGAUGAUUGUUCGAAUUUUGCGUCAUUUCAACCCUCGGUUGGUCGGUUUACCCAGUCUACCGGUUUUAGCGAUCUACCGCUCCCUACUUGGCCGACCUUCGGAUCCCUUCUCUCUCUCUCUCUCUCUCUCUCUCAGUUCCCCUCAUUGUCAAUCUAUCCAAGUGGAUUGUUCUUUAGACUCUCACCGACAUUUUCCCACCUUGUCGACCCUUGGCGAGGUAGCCGGUUUCAAGGCCUGGAGGCCGGUUCGCGCGAGGGGCCUAAUUCACACGUGCUCUUGGGAUUUCGCUUACCGGGUCACCUCUGACGUCCAUGUCUGUCGGCUUUUUCAUCGGUCAUAG